Molecule: messenger RNA, 1131 nt
Organism: Uncinocarpus reesii 1704
Lineage: Eukaryota; Fungi; Ascomycota; Eurotiomycetes; Onygenales; Onygenaceae
Exons: 2
Coding region: 1-1131 (376 amino acids)
Source: RefSeq, a predicted model, not a curated record
AUGGACUGGGAUCAUCUCGCUGAAGAGAAUUCACAGCGAUUCUUCGCUAGCUGGCUGAAGCUGCUAUCGCAGGAAUCGCCUGCGUUGCCCCUAAAGCUUGCAGCCAUUCUAGGUGGUGGCUGCUGGGGCUGUGGGCCUUAUAUUGUUACUACGUUCCUCGAGGAAAUCCUGCUGUCCGAACACCUCCGAAACCUGAAGUCAUCCAGUUUGAACCCCAAGAUAUCAGAUUCCGACCUGCGGAAGGCUUAUUUCAUAAUGGCUCGUAUCCUGCUGGAGCUUGUGAAGCCAGAAUUUCCUGCCAUUGGGGCCUUGGAAGCUGGAACCUGGAAAGUGACCAAACGACCAUUAACCCUUAACAUGAACGAACUCGUACGCGUUGGAAACCUUCCUCCCAGUAUUUUUGCUCAAAAGAAGUUUCAAACGGCAUCCGAAUAUUUUAAAGAACUUGCGACACAGCAAUUUCUUCAUCUCCAGUAUCAGCGUAAUGAUGCAGUAGAAGAUGAACAUGACUGCCGCAAGAAAUACAUUGCACGGUGUCUUUUCCGGAAGAUUGCACGCGACAUGCAGACAGAACAAGGCCCCUUCCAUCUUUACUGUGAUGAUCUUCGGCCUUCAAACAUACUUAUCUCCGAAGAAGACUUUAUGAUCACCGGCGUCAUUGACUGGGAAUUCACCUAUGUGGCGCCAGUUGAAUUCACUUACACUGCUCCGUGGUGGCUCCUUUUCAAAAGCCCAGAGGCUUGGGAAUCAGAUUUGAACUCCUUCUUCGCCCGUUACAAGGCACAUCUCCAAGUUUUCCUCGGGGUGCUCCGAGAUUGUGAGGACAGGCAGAUCCGAAAGGGUUCGAUAAUGGAGUCGCAGCGGCUAUCCGGUCGAAUGGCGCGCUCAGUUGAAAAUGAGCUCUUUUGGUUCUGUCUUGCAGCAAGGAAAAGCUACAUGUUUGAUGACAUUUACUGGACAUUUCUUGAUCAGAAAUAUUUUGGCUCGCUUGACUCUUUGAAUGAUAGAAUAUCCCUUUUGUCUCAGCAGGAGCAGGAUGAACUGAAUGGUUUCAUCCAGAGAAAAAUGCAACAGGCUGCAGAAAAGAGUUUGGAUGAACACUUGACUGUUGAUGAAAUUAUUGCUCUCUAA